Molecule: messenger RNA, 2880 nt
Organism: Ictalurus furcatus (blue catfish)
Lineage: Eukaryota; Metazoa; Chordata; Actinopteri; Siluriformes; Ictaluridae
Gene: adra1d
Product: adrenoceptor alpha 1D
Exons: 2
Coding region: 349-1830 (493 amino acids)
Biological process (GO): positive regulation of cytosolic calcium ion concentration; phospholipase C-activating G protein-coupled receptor signaling pathway; adenylate cyclase-activating adrenergic receptor signaling pathway
Cellular component (GO): membrane
Molecular function (GO): alpha1-adrenergic receptor activity
Source: RefSeq, a predicted model, not a curated record
UGUUUACACGGUUACGCACAGCCAGUGUGGAGAGCGCGCUGAACACGAGCCACUAACACCAGUGACAAACCUGACAGUGCGUCUGGCGCAAAACAGCACUCUACCUCAACUGACUCAACAGCGCGUGAAGUAGUCGCAGCUUGUGAAGUCGGACCUUCCGGAAUGUGUUUCAAACCGAUAAAUCGCUGCAAGUGACACUUGAGUGAAAGGAGGGGGGGAAAUGGAUGGAAGGAUGGAUGGAUGCGCGUUUCUCUCUCAGCUGUGGAAGCAGGAAGGUGUGCUGCGCUUUAAAAUGAGACUCGCUGCCAGCAGAACACACGUGUAAACUUUUCUUUAUGGAGUUUCAAAAUGACAUUGUCUAAUCUGAACCAGAGUCAUGACGCGCGCAAUCUGUCUCUUUCCGAGGUUUCUAACAGCAGCGGAAACGCGACGUGCGCCGGAACCGUGCUGGACGCGCAGGUCGUGGCGGUGGGAAUCUUCCUGGCUGUCUUCAUCCUGGCUGCGAUCGUCGGGAACAUUUUGGUCAUCCUGUCUGUCCUGUGCAACAGACACUUACAGACAGUGACCAACUUCUUCAUAGUCAAUUUAGCCAUCGCGGAUUUGCUCCUGAGCGUCGUGGUGUUGCCGUUCUCCGCGUCUCUGGAGGUGUUUGGAUGUUGGGUGUUUGGACGCGUGUUUUGCAACAUCUGGGCUGCUGUGGACGUGCUGUGCUGCACCGCGUCCAUCCUCAGCCUGUGCGUCAUCUCCAUAGACCGAUACAUUGGAGUCAAAUACUGCCUCAAGUACCCCACGAUCAUGACCGAACGCAAAGCCGGGGUCAUCCUGGUGCUGGUCUGGGUCUCCUCGGUGGUCAUCUCGGUGGGGCCGCUUUUAGGCUGGAAGGAACCUCCGCCGUCGGAUGAGAGCAUCUGCAGCAUCACCGAGGAACCCGGUUACGCUCUGUUCUCCUCGCUGUUCUCCUUCUACCUCCCGCUCAUGGUCAUCCUCGUCAUGUACUUUCGGGUGUACGUCGUGGCCCGGAGGACCACCAAGAGCCUGGAAGCAGGAGUGAAGCGAGAAAGGAACAAAUCCAUGGAGGUGGUGCUGCGGAUCCACUGCCGGAGCUCACCGGACGACGCCGGCGCGGGGUCGAAAAGCAAGAACCACCCGCUGCGCAGCUCGCUCUCCGUGCGCCUCAUGAAGUUCUCCAGAGAGAAAAAAGCAGCCAAAACUCUGGCCAUCGUGGUCGGGAUGUUCAUCGUGUGUUGGCUGCCGUUUUUCUUCGUCUUGCCUUUAGGUUCUUUCUUCCCUGCUCUGAAACCUUCCGACGUGGUGUUUAAAGUCAUCUUCUGGUUGGGUUACUUCAACAGCUGCAUCAACCCAGUCAUCUACCCCUGCUCUAGUAAAGAAUUCCAGCGAGCUUUCACUCGCCUUCUUCGCUGCCAGUGCCAUCACCGACGACGCAGCUUACGCCGCUUCUACGACCAGCGCUGGCGUACAGCCCUCAGGGGGGCAGCCAGAGACUCACGGGGUGACUAUCAGCCCGGUUUCUCCUUCCAUGAUUCCUGCAGCAGCUCGAUUUUCUCAUGUCGGACCAAAGGCGGCUCCCUGAACCUGAAAAGCUGGAGCCUCUUCCCUCCCUUGCAGAAGUCUUCCUUCCAUCUGAAGGAGAAGAUGAACAACUUGUCUAACAAGAUCAAGAGCGGCGCAGGGAAGAGUUCAAUGCCCUCGUUGGAGAGGACCGAGAUCGAUACGGUGGCCAUGGGGAUCUACAGCGAGUGCAGCGAGCCAAGCGGGUAUCAGAUAUACGAUCUGACGGAAUGUUACGGCUUGAAGGAGACAGAUAUCUAAACAGAGGCGUUCUCGUUUUGCGAAUGUCUGGCAGCGAGUUGCUCAGAGACAGACACGUAAUAAAAAACGUCCCAAACGCUCACUCUUUUAAGAGAUACAAUUCAAGCCCAAGACAAGGAAAUGUGUUUUUUUUUGUUUGUUUUUUUUCUUCAAAGACGAGGACAGACAUUUAUUCUCACAGGGGUAAUUUAAGCAUUUGACUCUCAGUCGUGAACAAAGAAGGUGCGGAUGUUUGUUAUUCUCCCCUGUAAAGUAAAACUACUGCUUUACUCCAUACACAAGUGCCGUCAGUUGGCAUACAAACAGACUCUGCACUCUGUAAAUCCAUGUGGCCUUUCUGUAGAAUCCUUUAAAGUCACCCAAAACUUUGUCUAUAUUGAAUUAUAAAAACUGGUCAUUAGAGACACCUGUACUUUUACCCUCAUCCAAAAAUAAAGAAAUCAAGAUUAUAUCAAGAAUCCUGACCAAGAACUCCAGAUUAUAUUAAUAUGUAAAACACUCUGAUAUGCUAUUAUAGGGGAUAAUUCAACGAUAAGGUGAUAUGGUUCAUCACUUCGUCGUAAAAUAGUUUGUUUUCCUGUAACAGAACAUCCCGAGGAAAGUGUUUUAUCCCUCUUCUACAGCAGCAGUUUUCCAAUGAUUCCAUUUUUUUGUUAAUUAAUUAAAGAAUGAUGUUUUAUCCUUUUAUAGUUAUAUUUAAUGUCGUGGAACAUCCAUGAAACAGAGAAACCACAACGUCUAAAAGAACUCCGGGUUAAAAACAACCCAGAUUGGGUUAUUUUUAGCUCAGCGGCUGGGUAAAUAAUAGGACGGAACACAUUUUGGACUAAACUUAACCCGUCGAGUUGGGUUGUUCAUUUUGACCCAGCAGAUGGGUUGUUUUUCAACCCAAAGGAUGGUUUCAUUUUUACAAAAACGCUGGGUUAAUUUUAUUUCAUAAAUGGGUUAAUAUUUAAUAUUAAACUUUGAAAAUGUCAGAUUUUAUAAACCACAUUAUAAACAAUUUUUUUUUAUUUAUACACAAGAAGGUGUUCAGAAAUGUAUCGCUAG